Messenger RNA from Menidia menidia (Atlantic silverside), 276 nucleotides. The record is from the annotation of a GenBank genome assembly. NCBI's taxonomy places the organism in Eukaryota, Metazoa, Chordata, Actinopteri, Atheriniformes, Atherinopsidae.
CUGAAGGAGGGUCCGGGCUCCCACGCGGCCUCCCUGCCCGUGCACGCCGCCCAGGGCUUCUACCCCUACGGCCAGUACCCCUACGGGGACCCGGCCCGGGCCAAGACGGCCACCAGGGAGACCACCAGCACGCUGAAGGCCUGGCUGCAGGAGCACCAGAAGAACCCCUACCCCACCAAGGGGGAGAAGAUCAUGCUGGCCAUCAUCACCAGGAUGACCCUCACACAGGUGGGUGUGCGUGAGAGUGUGUAUUAUGUGUCAGUUUAUGGUUUAUAA